Messenger RNA from Cottoperca gobio, 3922 nucleotides. RefSeq names its product SH3-domain GRB2-like 1b (gene sh3gl1b). The record is from RefSeq and is a predicted model, not a curated record. The transcript is spliced from 9 exons. NCBI's taxonomy places the organism in Eukaryota, Metazoa, Chordata, Actinopteri, Perciformes, Bovichtidae. Bases 300 to 1355 code for a protein of 351 amino acids. Gene Ontology annotation, cellular component: cytoplasm; glutamatergic synapse; presynapse. Gene Ontology annotation, molecular function: protein binding. Gene Ontology annotation, biological process: synaptic vesicle uncoating.
GGUCCAGAUUUGUGUGUCGUACAUUUUUUUUUAUGCUUUCUUUUUUGUUCUGGAGAUAAUAUUUAGGAGGAUCUUGCACUUUUAGCUCUGCCGUGACAGUGGGAACAAUCAGCCUCGACGUUGACGUGGUCAGUUGGCGUGUCCCGACUUGGAGUGACGGCUGUGCGGUCCUAUGAUUCCUCCUAAACAUUUUUUUUGCGCUGGCCCCCUUUUUUUUAACAAACUAUAUCGCUAACUUUAGUUAAAUCGUGAUCUAUUUACACCUUCGUUGGAAGUAGAAGACAAGCCCGGGGUUCAAGAUGUCGGUAGCGGGCUUCAAGAAGCAGUUUUAUAAAGCCAGCCAGAUGGUAAGUGAGAAAGUCGGAGGUGCUGAAGGAACUAAACUAGACGAUGACUUCAGGGACUUGGAACGGAAAGUAGAUGUGACCAGUAAAGCUGUAGUGGAGGUAAUCUCCAAAACAUCAGAGUACCUUCAGCCCAACCCAGCAUCACGGGCCAAACUGUCCAUGUUAAACACCAUGUCUAAGAUCCGCGGGCAGGUGAAGAACCCGGGCUACCCUCAGGCCGAGGGGCUGCUCGGUGAAUGUAUGGGCAAGUAUGGACGGGACCUCGGAGAGGAGACUAACUUUGGCGGAGCGCUAGUAGAUGUUGGAGAGUCCAUGAAGAGGUUGGCAGAAGUCAAAGACUCUCUAGAUAUCGAUGUCAAACAGAACUUCAUUGAUCCACUUCAAGGGCUCUGUGACAAGGACCUCAGAGAGAUACAGCAUCACCUGAAGAAGCUGGAAGGACGCCGCCUGGACUACGAUUACAAGAAAAAGCGUCAGGGCAAGAUUCCAGAUGAGGAGCUUCGACAGGCCCUGGAGAAGUUUCACGAGUCAAAGGAAGUGGCCGAGACGAGCAUGUACAACCUGCUGGAGACUGACAUAGAGCAGGUGAGCCAGCUCUCCUCCCUGGUGGAGUCCCAGCUGCAGUACCACAGACAGGCUGUGCAGGUGCUGGAGGAGCUUUCUGACAAACUCAAAGACAGGAUGAGUGAUGCUCAGACUCGACCAAGACGUGAAUACAUACCCAAACUCAAACCUACCUAUGACUUCGGAGAAGACAACCACUCAAAUGGCGGCUACACAACCUCCAUGGCGCCUCCACCUUCACGCAACUCAGCCCCGGAGCAGCCGAGCUGUAAGGCGCUAUACGACUUUGAUCCAGAGAACGAGGGAGAGCUGGGCUUCCGCGAAGGCGAUAUCAUCACCCUGACCAAUCAGAUCGACGAGAACUGGUACGAGGGCAUGCUGAACAGCCAGUCGGGAUUCUUCCCUCUCAACUAUGUUGAAGUCCUCGUUCCGUUGCCACACUAAUAUGAAGAGAGCUAUGAAGGAGACUGAUGGAGAGAAGGAGGGGAGAGCAAGUAGAGAGCGAGGAAAGCGAAGCCAAGGGAUGGUCCGCAGAAUUCUCAUUUUCACCUUCAGCUCCAACGUCACCGUCACAGACGAGCACUUUCUUUUGCCAUCUGGAGUCCUGGAGAAGACGGUCACAUUUCAAAGUCCAGACCAGAAUAUAAACCUGCUCCACCCAAAGGUAAAAGGUUCUGAUGUGGACACAACAUGUCAUCAUGCGUUAUCUGGCAGUCAGAAACAUUUCCUGAGGACUAACUGACGACACAUUUCUAAGAAGCAUUUGUCUUUAACCACAAAUUACUGAUAUCGUAAAGAUAAUUUGUAUUAAAUCUGGUGAUUAUGAUGGGGUGAUGCAUUCAUAUCAUCCUCUUUGUGCGCCUGCAGUCUGUUUCAAAACAGACUGAAGAGGUCAAUUCAAACCUGGCAGUACAGGUCAGGCGUAACUUGACUGAAUAUUAUCCUCAUUUCAAAAACUUAAAGACUGGAGCUCAUCUCUUGAUGCCACCUGCUGGCGAGUCGGUGUAUUACUUUUACCUAAACUAAAAUGGAACCACAGAUGAACUAGAAGUGUAGUUGAACUAGUUGUAUCUAAAAAAUACUACAUUCAAUUUUUUUAUGAGAAAUGAGACGAAAGUUUGCCUCAGAUUUGCCGUUUUGACCGUUUUCAGGUUUGAGCCUGUUUGUAAUGCUCUUUUUAAAGAUCUAUGUCUAAGCUGAUGAUGGCGUCAGAAGACAACGGGCCUGAUACAGUGGUGUCCUUUCUUUGUUUUUUAUUGUUUCAGUAUUUGAUUUAUGUUCGUCUCUACCUACUACAGUAGUUUUAAAAGAAGAAAUUCUUUCUGAAUAUGUGAGAAAAUGUUAUAAUUGCACCUUGGUCCUCAAACGAGAUUGAUGUGUGUGUGACAGACCUACUCCACCAUUACACACAGACCCAAAGUUAAAUGCAGACGUUGCACCUUUUUGUCACUCAAGGCCGCCGUGUGUUUGUCGUACAGAGAUGCAGAAUGGUUCGCUGUUUAGUGGUUUGUCUGCUAGUCUGUUCGAUAGAGGAGACAGAGCCAAAAAGUCUUUAUAAAAUGCAAUAGAAAGAUAUCGCUUGGUGCGCCUGUUUGUUAAACUGCUAAGUAUUCUGUAACAUAGCCAUAUAUUCAUUUAGUUUUGGGCCUGUUUGUUUUAGCAUGGUCAGCCUUUUCCUUUUUAUUUGGUCUUAUGACCCCGUUAACACGCCUGUUAACUCGUAUAGUGCCUGAAUAUAGAUGAAGCUGCUGGUCAGUCUUUCAUGUUCAUCACGAAGUGUCCCACUAUUUCUGUUAUCCCUCGUGUCUUUGAGAAUGUAAAACUCAUCUGUGCUUUGAAACUUAUUCUGACCCUGUGAUCCUGAUGAUUCACGAUGGAUUCGAUUUAUUUGUUAGUACGUCGGGCUGAUGUAGACGGGCGUCUCUCCUGUAUAGUUAACCCAUUUAGACGAGGCUGGUUUCUUGUUCUGGGUUUAGCCACAGCCCACGUCUCCUCCGACACACACUGUACAGUAUGAGGGAAAGACCUGGAGUGAAAGGGAAAACAUCAAGGGAAAUAUAAUUGUAAGCUGUUGUCCAUUUUGACUAAUAUGGAGAACUUUUGUUACCAAACAUGAAUCCUUACCAAACACGUGUGUCGGUCCGCUGGUUUUGAAUUGUUUUGGCGGGAAAAAAAGUUUUAAUUUGUGAAUGACAAAUGUGUGCUCUUUCUUCCUGCUACAUUUCCCUUCUUAUUAUCUGUGUUUGUCCAUCACUCUACGCUGCCAAACACUUUCCCCACUCCCUGGUUUGGUCCUUGUCUCAUAUGUUUACAUCUCUGAUCUUACUACAUUUCAAUGCUUGUAUCAAGUUCAGGGCAAAGUUAAAGGACUGUUGGAGGUGCUUGCGAGCAUUGUUUUAGUGCCUUUUGGAAAAGAAAGCAGGGAAAGUACCGCAACUAAUCCAGCAACCAAAACCUAACCUAGCUACAUAAGAAUAAGGUCGAGAAUUUCUUUUCUACUUUUGGUUUUUAUUUCUAGUCGGUGGCACUUUCCUGUGUAAAGAUGAAACGCAUGUGUGCACAUCUCUGCACAUUUCUGACACUACAGGCAGUUUCCUGGACACGUGUUGUUUCGACUAAUGUGAGGUUUAUCAGCAGACCACCAGCGGAAAUGUUUAUUUUUAUGUAGAUUUUAAUCCAUGUUUGGAAAAAAUGUCCCACUGAUUUCUUUUUUUAUUUGUUUAAUCAGUCUUAAGUGCUCUUUUGAACAGCAUAAAUCAUUCUGGCUCUUUAUAGUAUUAUUUUUUAUAUACAAGACCUUAAAACAUUUAAAUUAAUAUUUGCAUGUAGUCCUAUAUUACACCUUGUUAAAUGUAUGUCUUUUAGAUUUAAGUUGCCUUUUUUUACUUUCGGUAUUGAGUACAGAAUUUAACAGCAAUAUUUUGUCUUUUAUUCUCAAAGUAUUUGUACGUGCUUCAUUCUUGUCCUGUCCCCCCCCCCCCCUUCUUACAAUAAAGAAAAAAGAAAAAUGU